AUGAGGCCUGUACUGGGAAGACUGUGUCCACCCCUCAAUCUGUCCCUGGCCCCCUCUCCAUGGUCGGGUCAGGGCAUGACGCAGCAGUCAGGGGACGGGGAGAACAGAACCCUAGGGAUGUGGCGGGGCUCGGGGAAGGACACACAUGCGGACGUGUGUGGACAACCCAGGGGUCCUGUGGGCAGACCCGGGCUACACCCGCAUCUGCCACAGCUCAAGCUCCCGCCCCAGCCAGCCCUGGACCCAGGCGUUCUGCCCCCUGCUCUGACCCCGCGUGGCCCCCACCUCUGGCGACCCCUCACGCACACACCCCCACCCCCACACACGCACGCACACAUGCUGAUAAUAGCCCCGACCCCCAGCUGGAGCCGCACAGUCCCCGAGCCAACCCUGGCCGCUCGCUUCGCCGCUCCUUCCUCGCGGACCCUGGCCGGGGGCACUACGCUCGCUGUCCUCCGACCCCUGGCUCGGCGGCCGGGACGUGCCCGAGCCCCCAGCACAGUGACCCCCUCCUUCCAGCCAGUGGGGCUAGCUUUGCCCCGCCAAGCUUCCCGGGAUGCGGGUUCCCGGCAUAGGCGCCGGCCGAGCCCCAGGUCACUGAGGGAAUAUCCUACUCUGUUGCUACUCUUGCCCUUGCUACUGUUUCCUCCGGGCCCCCCAGUCCUGGGCUCCCCACCACGCCUCAUCUGUGACAACCGGGUCUUGGAGCGGUACAUCCUCGAGGCUAAGGAGGCUGAGAACGUCACGGUGGGCUGUGCUGAGGACUGCAGCUUGGGUGAGAAUAUCACCGUCCCAGACACCAAGGUUAAUUUCUAUGCCUGGAAUAGGAUGGAGGUCAGCCAGCAGGCCAUGGAAGUUUGGCAGGGCCUGGCCUUACUUUCAGAAGCUAUCUUUCGGGGACAAGCCUUGUUGGUCAACUCCUCUGGGCCUUCGGAAAUCCUGAAGCUUCACAUGGACAAAGCUGUCAGUGGCCUACGCAGCCUCACCUCCCUACUUCGGGCACUGGGAGUGCAGAAGGAAGCCACCUCCGUUCCAGAUGCAGCCUUAGCUUCUCCACUCCGAACAUUCACUGUGGAUACUUUGUGCAAACUUUUCCGAAUCUACUCCAAUUUCCUCCGGGGAAAACUGAAGCUGUACGCAGGGGAGGCCUGCAGGAGAGGGGACAGGUGA
Messenger RNA from Chrysochloris asiatica (Cape golden mole), 1170 nucleotides. RefSeq lists its product as uncharacterized. Gene Ontology annotation, molecular function: hormone activity; erythropoietin receptor binding; cytokine activity. Bases 1 to 1170 code for a protein of 389 amino acids. The record is from RefSeq and is a predicted model, not a curated record. NCBI's taxonomy places the organism in Eukaryota, Metazoa, Chordata, Mammalia, Afrosoricida, Chrysochloridae. The transcript has 7 exons. Gene Ontology annotation, cellular component: extracellular region.